Drosophila busckii is the source of this 2350-nucleotide messenger RNA. RefSeq names its product transmembrane protease serine 9. The transcript is spliced from 12 exons. Gene Ontology annotation, biological process: proteolysis. The record is from RefSeq and is a predicted model, not a curated record. Gene Ontology annotation, molecular function: serine-type endopeptidase activity. NCBI's taxonomy places the organism in Eukaryota, Metazoa, Arthropoda, Insecta, Diptera, Drosophilidae. Bases 200 to 2284 code for a protein of 694 amino acids.
CUUGGAUGUGAGAUGCCUUCUCUAAGAGGCGUUUGCUUUGUGUUGUGCUUAAUAUCAGCACUUCAACUCCUUAAAGCUCAAAUCACGCAAAAUAACUAUCCAGCAUGUACAAGAAGAGAUGGAAGGCAAGGUCACUGUAUACCCACUAAUGAGUGUCCAAGAAUAUACGACGCGGUGCUAAAAGCACGCGACAAGACGCAUGGAUAAGGCAACAAAAACCUAUAUAAAUAACUCCCAUUGUCCUAAGAGAAGAAAGUUCUAUGUUUGCUGUGAAGACCUUAUACAGCCAAAUACAACAACAACUAAAACUGCACCUCCAGUGUCAACACUAAAUCGUGGGUUACAAUUGUUGGAUGUUGAAGACUGCGGCUCAUUUGAUAACGUGCCGCAGACUACAAAAGGAGAUCAAGUAAAUGUUAUGAGCCGACCCUGGAUGGCUUUGCUGUUAUAUGAAAUAAGUCCUGGAACUCUAACAUUCAAAUGUGGUGGCACCCUCAUUUCGAGUCGCUAUGUACUAACAGCAGCCCAUUGUAUUGACAGCACACUUUUCAAAGUCCGCUUGGGAGAGCAUACAUUAUCAACUACUGAAGAUUGCCAACGCUUGAAAGGAAGGCAACUCUGUGCACCUCCAGUUGAAGAUUUUGAAAUUGAACACGUUUUUAAACAUGAGAAUUACUCGAGCGAAAAAGAUCUUAAUGAUAUAGCGCUUAUCAAGCUAAAGGGGUAUGCAGCAACCAAGUUACACAUAAAACCCAUCUGUCUACCCAUAACCCAGGAGCUGCAAGAAGAGCCCAAAACACUGCCACAGUUUAAGGUAACAGGCUGGGGAAAAACUGAAUCUGCAGAAUAUUCCGAUAGCCUUAUGGAAUCGAAUGUACCCAAAGUUCCCCGAGAAAAUUGCGAGCGUGCUUACAACAAAGAAUAUGACUCAUCUAUUAUUUGUGCUGGGGACCAUUUGGGAGAUUCUUGUAAUGGCGACUCUGGUGGUCCAUUGACCGAUGUGGCCUAUUUCCAUCAAAGACAAAGAUUCAUCCUGUAUGGAAUUGUCAGCGGUGGUUCACAUAGAUGCGGUAACGCAGCUCCAGGUGUAUACACCAAUGUGAGUAAAUUUCUUUCAUGGAUCGCUGCAAAAAUGGCCGAAUCAUUUCAAGGCAAGUUUCGUUGUGAAAUGACUUCUCUAAGAGGCGUUUGCUUUGUGUUGUGCUUAAUAUCAGCACUUCAACUCCUUAAAGCUCAAAUCACGCAAAAUAGCUAUCCGGCAUGUACAAGAAGAGAUGGAAGGCAAGGUCAUUGUAUACCCAUUACUGAGUGUCCAAGAAUAUCCGAAGUAGAGGGAAAACAAUCGGAUAAUGCAACAAAAACCUAUAUAAGUAACUCCCAGUGUCCUAAGAGAAAAAAGUUCUAUGCUUGCUGUGAAGACCUUAUACAGCCAAAUACAACAACAACUACAAAUGCAACUGCAACUCCAAGUCCUGUGCUGCGAUUGUUGGAUGUUGAAGGCUGCGGUUCAUUUGGGAACGUGCCACUGACUAUAAAUGGAUACCAAGUAAAUGUUAUGAGCCGACCCUGGAUGGCUUUGCUGUUUUAUGAAAAAAGUCCUGGAACUCUAGCACUCAAAUGUGGUGGCACCCUCAUUUCGAGCCGCUAUGUACUAACAGCAGCCCAUUGUAUUGACAGCCCACUUUUCAAAGUCCGCUUGGGAGAGCAUACAAUAUCAACUACUGAAGAUUGCCAACGCUUGAGAGGAAAUGAAACCUGUGCACCUCCAGUUGAAGAUUUUGAAAUUGAAAACGUUUUUGUACAUAAGAAUUACUCGAAGGAGAAAACCCUUAAUGAUAUAGCGCUUAUCAAGCUAAAGGGGAAUGCAGCAACCAAAUCACACAUAAGACCCAUCUGUUUACCCAUAACCAAGAAGAUACGAGAAAAGUCCGAAUUGCUGACACAGUUGCGAGUAACAGGCUGGGGUAAAACUGAAACUGGGGAAUAUUCUGAUGUCCUACGGGAAUCGAUUAUACGGAAAGUACCCCGAGAAAAUUGCGAGCGUGCUUACAACAAAGAAUAUGACUCAUCUAUUAUUUGUGCUGGAGACACUUUGGGAGAUUCUUGCAAUGGCGACUCUGGUGGUCCAUUGACCUUUGUGGACUAUUUCCAUCAAAGACAAAGAUUUAUCCAGUAUGGAAUUGUCAGCGGUGGUGCACGUAGAUGCGGUAGCGCAGCUCCAGGUGUAUACACCAAUGUGAGUAAAUUUCUUUCAUGGAUCGCUGAAAAGAUGAACGAAUCGUGAAUAAUAUGUCUUGCAAUAAAUAACUCAUAAUAAAAGAAAACAUGUAUGGUAUACAAGCAAUAAAUA